This is a messenger RNA of Solenopsis invicta (red fire ant), 6877 nucleotides long. RefSeq lists its product as uncharacterized. The coding region runs from base 5009 to 5761 and encodes 250 amino acids. The transcript is spliced from 2 exons. The record is from RefSeq and is a predicted model, not a curated record. Lineage: Eukaryota; Metazoa; Arthropoda; Insecta; Hymenoptera; Formicidae.
ACUGCGGGGGAGAGGGGCACACCCAGGCAGAGUGCGCGAAUAGGCCAUUCUGCCCGGAGUGUGCCUCGAAAGGAAAAACACCACUGCACAAUUACCGCCCAGGCGGUGAGAAGUGCAUAAGGGUUCCCCCGGCGGUGCGACCGGGGAAGAAGGCUCCCCCUCCUCCACGGCGGGAGGAGGGCGGAGACUCGGAAGAAGAUCAGCCGCUGACCCCUCCGCCUCCCACCCGCCCGGCGCUCAGGCCGUGGAUGGUGGUGUGUCGGAGGGGCCAGUGGCCGACGUGGACAUGGAGGAGACCCCUCCCGUGACGGAGACCUCUGUCGACGAGACUUUUGUGACGGGAGUGAUAGAGAUAUCGUUGAAGUCGUCCGGAGCAUCUGGGCUCCGGACGAGUCCGCCGACCAAGAAGAGGUGCGAGGCACUCGACAGUCCGAGUGCCGCGCACUUCCCCCAGGCGAAGGUGGUGCUCGAGCUCUUCCCUCUCCCGCAACGAGAGAAGCGAGUGGGACGAGACUCGAGCACCCCUCUCAAGAAGGCGUUGAGACCCCAGGCGGAAAAGGCGUUAACGCCUUCUCCCCCGGGGUCGCCUAUCCUCGGAGGAGAUAGAGCCGCGGAGUGACUCCCCUAGGGGGGGGGGGCAUUCCGCGAUCCUGGGCCUCGUUUCCGGCUGCCCCUGUGCUCGGGGAUGCCCAGACGAUGACACUGGCUGUUGGGCCGCCCGAUGAGUAGGGGUCUCCGCUCAUCCGGUGAGCCGGCCACACGAGGAUAGGAGAUAGGCCCGGUCGGUUCCUCGGAACCACUGGACCUUGGGUAGGGGGUUGGCGUGGAACGGGUAAGUUCAACGCUCGCCUCCUGCCCUAAAGGAGCGCGGGGGGGCGUGCGGUGGUUUUCACGGCGAGGGUGGACAAGGCGGCAGCUGACGUAUCUCGGCUGCCGCCCUGGCACGUCCUUUCCCAACCUGACGAACUGGCGCGUCAGGAGGCUCACGCUCCGACCCCGGGGAAGGCUACUGAUGGAAUGGCGUAUUGCUGGCCGGGGCCUUCCCUUAAUCUGGGCGAGGUGGCUCGGUGAGGUUUUUAGUUGGUAGGCGGGUUAGGGCGAGCCUGGUCGCUGAAAUUACGUGCCCGGGUUAGCACCGCCCUGAUUCGAGUCCAACACUACCAUGGUUUAGCCAACCUGGUGUGUCAUGAGCGUUUCCCUCAUCGUAUCAAAAAAAAAAAAAAAAUACAAAUAACGGAAAAUGAGUAUGACGCAUAACAUGAGUAAAUAGAAUUAACGCAAGAGAUAAAAAAACCUAAGAAUAAGAAUGAAUAGGUACGUCGCGCAAAAGAAAAAGAAAGAUACGGAUAAUGCUAAAUAUAGUACAGAUGAUGCUAAGUAAUAAUAAUAAGGGUAAGAAAAAGUGCAAAAAAGUGCGCGCCCCGCUAGGCCAGGGACGGACAAGCACUCCGCUGCCACAUGAAAAGGAGGAGAUCACGUCUGAAAGUGUGGAUGGUCUCGGCGUUGCGAAUGGAGACGGGGAGUGAGUUCCAGAAUGUGGGCGCAGCCACAGCGAAGGAUCGUUGAUAAGUGGAGGUGCGACAUGAAGGAAUGGCCAAGUCUAAUGGGAAAGCUCUAGAGGUAGCUCUGGGUCUAGAGCAGGAGGAAAGCUUGGAAGCCAGGUAAGACGGGGUAUCACUACGGAUGAUGGAAUAGAUGAAGCAUCCGAAUAGAUAAAAUUGUCUAUCGUCCGCCUGCAGCCAGCCAAGCUGGGUAUAAUAGGAGGAGACAUGAGAGAGAGAGAGAGAAAAGAGAGAGAGAGAGCGAAUGUGGACAAAUAGAAAAAAAGUAAAGUAGAAGAAGUUGAAAUAGAAAGAACAGCCAAAGAGGCAAAGGAGGGGAUAAGGAGAGGAAGAAGACCGAAAAUAGGAUAAUAAUUACUCUGACAGUCAUCUAUAUUGUGAGAAUCUUUUCCUCCCUCCUCUCCUGAUUUUGUUCUUUCUUCCAUUUUUUCUUCAAUUCGUCUAUUCUUCUCUCUAUCCUUUCCCUCUCAUCCCUCUAUUCUUCCUUCUUUUAUCUCAUAUUCUUCAGUUCUCCCAUUAAUACCGUCAUUCUAUUCUACAUCUUCUUUCAUUUUUCUUUAAAGUCUUCCAUCCAUUUUUUUAUCAUCUUUAUCAUCAUUAGCUUCUCCCUCUUCUAUCCCGGCGAUCUUGGAGAAAAGGUUAAGAAGAGAAUGCGUGGGGGGGAAGGAGACAGGUGAAGGGAAAAGAAGAGGGGUAAUGAUAGAAAAAAAGGUGUAAAUUGGAAAAAAAUAUGAAAAAGGAAAGAGAAAUUAGAAAAGAGAAGGAACGAAUGGUGGAAAGUUUUAAGGAGGAGAAGGGGACGUGGGAGGGAUUAGAGAAAUUUGUAUACAGGAGAUAAAAGGAAGGAAACUACAGAAGUGAAGGCAGAAAGGCGAGAAUAGGGGGGGGGGUAACGAUGGUAAGUUAGAGUUGAAAGAAGACAGGAAAGAAAUAAUGAGGAAGAAGAAAGGAUUGAAAGAGAGAAUAUCUGGAUAGAUGAUCUAACAUGGAAGGAAAGGCAGAGCAAGUAGAUGUUCAGAGAGAUAGUUAAAGCGGAGAAAAGAAAAAAAGUAAAAUGGAUAAAAAAGAAUAAAACUUCGUAAACGCCAAAAAUGAUGGUUUUGGAAUGAGGAAAAGAAAGUGAUAAGAAAUGUUUCGGGAAAGAAGGGAGUAGAAGAAGAGAAAAAGGAAUUAAAGGAAAUUUGAGAGAGACGUAAGGGGGAUGGAGAGGAAACAGGAGAAAAAGAAACAGGAGAAAAAGAAAAAGAAAAAAGGGAGGGCAGUGGGGAAAUGGGAAAAAGAAUAAGGGAGAAGAAACGGGACAGAGUUGAAAAAGGAAAGAGGGAGAGAAAAGAGUAGAGGGUAAAGAUGGAGAAAAGAGAAGAGUGAUCGGAGUAGGGUUCUGGAAUGUGGCGGGGAUAGGAAACAAAAAUGUGGAGUUUCGGAGAGAGGUCACGGAGUGAAAUAUAGUGGUAUGGAUGGAGACAUGAGUAGAGAGGAGGGCAGGGAAACGGGUGAAGGAGAGAUUACCAAGGGACUACAAGUAAAAGGUAGAGGGGAGACAGAGAGAAGGAAUGGCAGAAAUGGCAGAGAAGAGGAAUAAGAAAAGAAAAGCGAUGAGUGGGAUGUUAAUGGGGAUGAGGAAGAAGAUAAAGAUAAUAGGAGAAGGAGAGAGGGGGGGGGAAUAAUGGAAGAAAUGAUAGUAGGGAAAGUGUUUUGGUGUGAACGUAGAUUAAGUUAAUUCUAAUUGCAAUAAUCUUUAAGUCAUAUGUAAAAUGAAUUAGUUCUUGUAAUAUUUCACUUAGCUAUAAAUUCAAAUCUAUUCUUGUAAUUUUCUGUUCAAAUUGUCGCCAGAAAAAAGUCGACGGUCAAAAUCGUGGAAUUUGAUCAAUAUUUGUCUCGAAUCUUUGUACAUACUCUCUCGCCAUUAGUGCAUUCGGAGAGUACUCGCGUUGUGAUCAACAUCUCGUCGUCCACAAACAAGUCAAUCCACGAUCUAUCCCCGAUUUACUUGUGACAACUGUUCACAUUAGGUUCUCUCCCAGAGAAUUCAGAUAUAUCAUAAGUAGCAAGGAAAGAUGCAUCUCAGAACAGAAGGCGUUCCGCGGAGGAGAGACGCGCGGGGGGGAUCGGUCGCGGUACUUGCUGUAAGCAGUAGGCGGGGAAGACCGAGACGGAAGAGGGGAGGGGGGGGGCGUAUUCAAACGUAGGUUCGUUUCGGCUCACUGUGUAUGUGUGUGUGUGAUUGGAGGAGGGGUGGUGAGGCUGGUUCUUGGAUGCUGUUCUUUCUAAUGCAUUGUAGCGGUAGGAUAGGAGACGACUUUGGCUCUCCGCCGCCGCGCGGAAGAUGGUACGGCGUAGCGUGACGUGUUAUCUGCGGUUAACCGCAUCGACGCUCGCCGCACUUUGAUAAUUGCAAGGCGCAUCUUUAUUUCAAUGUUUACAUAGGGGAAUUCUAACUUAGAAUAAAUAGGAGAGUAUACCUUUUUAGGAGGGUAUACGAUGCAUCGUGACGCGUUAUCUGUGGUUACUCUUAUUGACGCUCGAUGCAUAUUAAUAAUUAUUAAUAAUGAUAGUGCACAUCUUUUGCAGGUUGGGGGAAAGGGGGGGUCACAAGCAGAAGGAGAGUAUAAGUUUUCAGAAGGUGUUACGAUGCUUCGUGAUGCGCUAUCUUUGGUUACCUUUUACCAACGCGCGUUGCAUAGUAAUAAUGAUAAUGCAUAGUAUUUGCGAUAGGUGGGGAAUUUCUAAAAGCAGAAGGAGACUAUAUUUUUCUGGGGGUGGUACGAUGUAUGUUGACGCGUAAUCUGCGGUUAAUUGGAUCUACACGUGGUGCAUACUAAUAUUGGUAACACAUCAUUGCAUCUUUUUCCGAUGUAUUAUUUCAUUACGUAAUUUUAUCGAGGUAGCUAUAUAAAUCAUGCCGGUAUGGGCGCUGCCUUUAUUUACGAUGGCGCGUCUACUAUUUGCAUUUGUCUAACGUCGAGUUGCGCAACAGAUAUUAUUGUUUGUAAACUCACUUUCCUUAUAUGGUUUCAAGGAUAAGAUAUCAUUACGUUGCCUGUGUCUUUGCAUACCGAUGCGCUGCGAUUUUUUGAUAAUGUUGAAAUCAUUGUCAUGCUGUGAUUUAUUUGUCUAGGUAACUUAUGUAAAACUGCUGUUUAGCAGAAAGACUUUAAUCGCGCACAGACAUGUAAAGCGUUAAAGUGUAUAACACGCUGUUGUAUAUAAAAAAUGGCGAGUUUAGAAAGUGACGUUCGACAAAUAUUGAACAGUGAGUUUGCGACCUCGUCUGAGUUGGAACAACUGCAGAGUAUUGCCGACAACGCUUUUACGUUUUCAAUACUACAGAUCCUGUAGGAUACGUGAGAUUUGAGACUGCCUAUGAAUCAAACUUUAAGGCGUUUGUUAGGAUUUAUUGCAUCUACUUGUCUAUACACAGCAAGAUUGACGAGAAUACGCUUUGUAUGCGCGAAUGUAAAAAAAUGAAGGAGCUAUUGUUGCAACUAAUUACUCAUGCAAAGAAUGAGAAUGUGAUGGGGUCACAUUUCAUCAUUUCUGAAUUAGACGAUUUUAUCGUAGAUCACAAAUUGUCCGAACUUUUCGACAAGCAUAUAGUAGGACCACCUUUGUUUUACGCUUGGGCAGAAGAGUUUAUGAAAUAUUGGAAAGAUCGCAAUGAUAUUCGCAACGAAGCGUUCUGUCGACAGUCUGGAAUAGCGAACUCGACCGCAGCUACGUCGGAUAUCGUAAAGUCACAUGAAAAGGUAGUGCUAAAAGGUGGCAAGGAUGACGCCGAUGACGAGAAUGACGACGACGAUGACGAGAUUGAUGAUAACGCUGAUAACGGUCGCGCAACGGUAUCAGAGAUUGAAGCAGCGUGCAACAAGGGGGCAUCUGGAGGUGUCGAUUUGUUAUUCAAUUUUAAUACAAAAAAUUCAGGUGUUGAGCAAUAUAUUGCUAAAGUAGAAGACGGUCUCUGUUACACCGCUCGUUUAUUAAGGGAAACUGGGGAACGAUUGAUUUGCAUAGACGUAUAUGAUGUUCAAGAUAUCACUGGUAAGAGCAGACGUCAUUGGUGGAAGAAAGCGCGAGUCAAAUCGCAAUUUCUCGCUCCCUCGCGAGAAGACAUGAACCUGCGCAUGGUCAAGAAAGUUCUCAAUGUAGCUCCUGACAACUUGAAAAAGAGUUCUUAUUACAAUAAACGUACGCAACGUUAAAUAGUAAAAGGUAAUAUUUUUAUUUUUUAUAAAUCGAUUGUUUCAAAACAUAGUCUGACUUUUUGUGCAAAAGCAAUAACGUUUGUACUUUUGCAGCGGGUAGGCAUUCAAGCAUACAGUCGGAGACUCUAUGGAGAUAAAAUGUUUAUAGUUUUAAUUGUUGUAAAAGCGAUGUAGCGAAAGUGGCUACACACAUUGAUACGCGUGUUUCAUUAAUUAUAAUUAUAUGCAACGUUAAACGUUUAGAAGCUGUAAAUUUUUUAUUUGACAGAGUAUAAUCAGUAGUAAUGUAGUACAGAGUAUACAUCGUUAUCGAAAUAGCGGAUGAUGCGGUAAGCCGAUUAACGGUUUGCUAUUCUUAUACUUUUGCGAUAUAUUGCAGUGUUCUAUAUAACAUCAUUUAAUAUUCCUACAUUGUGUUUAACAGCUUGCUCGUGAGAAGUGAAUUAUAUUCAGCAUAGUAGGAAAAUACAAUAGGUGUAUUGUAGAAAAAUAUUAUGUAACAAAAUAUUUUUUUUAUUUAGCGCCGCCUAAAAAGAUACAGAAAUGUAUGGGAGUCGACAGUGAUCAGUGUACGUAGACAAUUAGAACGGAUCAACAACGAUGCCAUUUGGAUGGAAACAGACUGGAGUAACAGUUUUGCCGCUCUCUUCAAAAUACUAACAACUGCUGAGGUGUAUUUAGAAGAACGUCUGGCAAUAGAGGAAGAAAGGAAGAGGAAUGGUGAUUAUACAAUGGAAUGCGAGGACGAUUGCGAUUGUCCUUACAAAUACGACUAUUUUGAUAAACAAAAUGUAAAGCGGAUAAAAUUGUGUUUUUGUUACUCAUGCGUGUGUACGUGUGAACGCUGUAGAAUGUACAUGUGAGCAAUGUAGCGGAUAAUGCGUGUGAGUGUGAUGUCGUAGCAGCGAUGUAGCGGGUAAUGCGUGUGCGUGUAAUGUGGCAUUGUAGAGAGACAUAUACGUGUGAGCGAUGUGACGGUAAUGAUGCGUGUGAUAUCGUGGCAUUAUAGAAAGAUGUAUUUUUUUCGUUUAUUAUAUAUCGGCUACAAAAAGUUUAUUAAAGUUUACAAGUUGCUUAUAUCUUUAUUAUUUUAUAAUACAAUGAUUUAUAGUA